Solanum verrucosum is the source of this 1533-nucleotide messenger RNA. RefSeq names its product probable protein phosphatase 2C 2. Gene Ontology annotation, molecular function: cation binding; protein serine/threonine phosphatase activity. Gene Ontology annotation, biological process: protein dephosphorylation. Bases 283 to 1341 code for a protein of 352 amino acids. The transcript is spliced from 4 exons. NCBI's taxonomy places the organism in Eukaryota, Viridiplantae, Streptophyta, Magnoliopsida, Solanales, Solanaceae. The record is from RefSeq and is a predicted model, not a curated record.
GAAGAAAACCAUUUUGGCUUAGACAGUACACGCGUCCACCGUCCCCACGACUUUUUUACAGCUGUUUCUCACACGCAGAAUUUUUCUAUAAACAGCAGUUGAAAUCCAGCUUAUCAAGAUUUUUGUUUUGUUUCUUUCUGUAUUGAAUUUCUCAAGAAAGUCCUAGAAUCUUGUUCUUUAGACAAAAAGAUCGAAUCUUUACACACACCCAUCAAAGAAUAACAAAGUAUUUUUCAGUUUUCAUCGCUUAAUUUCCAGUUUUUUGUUUUGAUUUUGCUAAAAAUGGGAGCUGAAGCUGAGGUUAUGGUUCAACUUCAACAUACCAUCCCUGUGUUGGAUGUCCCCUGUUGUUCUGAUUUGGAUGUCAAAUCCCCAGAGUCAACAGUAUUGCAAUUCAUUCCUAACAUUCGCUCAGGUAGCUUUGCUGAUACUGGCCCGCGUAGGUUCAUGGAAGAUGAACAUAUAAGGAUAGAUGAUCUAUCUGCGCAUCUUGGCUCACUCGUGAAGUUUCCGAAGCCCAGUGCUUUCUACGGGGUAUUUGAUGGCCAUGGAGGACCAGAAGCUGCAGCUCAUGUGAGAGAAAAUGUACUCAGAUUAUUAUUUUCAGACACCGAUUUUCCCGAGACUUCAGAAGUUGAUGAUGCAUUUCUAGAAGGGGUGGAGAGUUCUCUUAGGAAGGGGUUUCUUCUGGCUGACCUCGCUUUAGCCGAUGACUGCAAUGUUAGCAGUUCUUCCGGAACCACUGCACUGACAGCUCUUGUGUUGGGAAGGUUAUUAAUGGUGGCAAAUGCAGGAGACUGCCGAGCAGUCCUUUGCCGUAACGGAGAGGCAAUUGACAUGUCUCAAGACCAUAGACCAAAUUAUCCAUCAGAGAGGAGGCGUGUUGAAGAGUUAGGUGGAUUUAUUGAUGAUGGUUAUCUGAAUGGUAUACUAUCAGUGACCAGGGCCUUGGGGGACUGGGACAUGAAGCUGCCUCGUGGCUCUGCCUCUCCUCUGAUUGCAGAGCCAGAAUUUCGACAGAUAGUUCUGACAGAGGAGGAUGAAUUCCUUAUUAUUGCUUGUGAUGGAAUCUGGGAUGUCUUGUCUAGUCAACAAGCAGUUAGUCUAGUGCGUCGUGGGCUAAGACGGCAUGAUGAUCCUGAACAGUGUGCCAAGGACCUUGUCAUGGAGGCCUUGCGGCUCAAUACAUUUGACAAUCUCACAGUAAUUGUUGUAUGCUUUACUUCCCCUGAUCAUCAAGAGCUAUCACCAAUGCGUCACAGGAGUUUAAGGAGCUGCAGCUUCUCUGCAGAAGCCUUGUAUAGCUUGCAGAGCUGGUUAGACAACAAAGGGAACCAUUGAUGGCGGUGCAAGCUGUUUGCAGCUGCCUCAUUUGGGCAGAAUAAAGAGCAGCUAUAGUUUUGGUAGUAAGAUCUUCUUUUCUUGCUUUUGUAUUUGGGUGGAUGUUUGUACAUACCAUUCGUUGGUGAGUUGAGAGCUACACUGACUUUUAGUUUAUUAUGGCUGUUAGCAUAUGGCCGUGUUUAUGUAACU